AUGAACAUUAUUGUACAAAUUGAUCAUAUGCGAAAGAAAAAACAAGGAGGAAAAGAUGAGUUUGGUACAGAGGAUGCAUUAAUACAACUUGAAAGACGUAAUUGUUUUCAUCAACGUAAACCUGUGUCUAGCGCAGAAUGUUUAGCUUCAAUUAUAGAAAAGGAUAAUCCUCAUAAUUAUUGUGUCGCGACUCAAAAUGAUUCACUUCGCGAGUUGUUUCGUAAUGUUCCAGGUGUUCCAUUAUUAUAUAUUAAGAGAUCAGUUUUAAUAAUUGAACCAGCCUCACGUAUAACAUUGGAAAAAUCUAAACAAAUUGAAAUGGAAAAAACAAAACCAUCAAACGAAGAAAUUUCAUUUUUGACAAAUGCCAAUUCCGAUAUAUUAUUGUUGAAAAAAUCAACAAUGGACGGAUCAGAAGAAAAAAAGAAAAAUAAGCGCAAAGGUCCCAAACAACCAAAUCCUUUAAGUUGUAAAAAGAAAAAGAAAAAUUCUAAUGUUCAUUGUUGA
Messenger RNA from Entrophospora sp. SA101, 507 nucleotides. The record is from the annotation of a GenBank genome assembly. Lineage: Eukaryota; Fungi; Glomeromycota; Glomeromycetes; Entrophosporales; Entrophosporaceae.